Messenger RNA from Punica granatum (pomegranate), 1339 nucleotides. The record is from RefSeq and is a predicted model, not a curated record. Lineage: Eukaryota; Viridiplantae; Streptophyta; Magnoliopsida; Myrtales; Lythraceae.
AAGUAAGCACGGAGGACUCAAAGAGCAUUCACGGUUCGCCUUCAGCUGUGCCUUUUCGUUCAGAAGAGAAGAGCUUCAGAAAUGGCUGCUACCUUCUUCAGGAGGCUUGCCGAAGCCACGCCGCUAGCGUUUUCCAGAGCGUACCGAGGCCAGUCGAGCUCCAGCUCCGGCGGGUUCCGCAUUCCGUACGGGGCAAUCGCCGCCGUCUCCGGCGGAAUCUCCUGCUUCUACUGCUUCUCCUCUCCGAAUUUGGUUCAUCUGGAUCAGAGCAAUCAGGAGGCAGGUCCAAAAAUUGCACUCAAUCCUGACAAAUGGAUUGAAUUUAAACUGCAAGACACUGCUCGGGUUAGCCACAAUGCUCAGCUAUUCAGGUUUUCAUUUGAUUCCGAUGCAAAGUUAGGUCUAGACAUCGCUUCAUGCAUCUUGACCAGGGCUCCAUAUGGAGAAAAUGCUGAAGGAAAGCCGAAAUAUGUCAUACGCCCGUAUACACCAAUCUCGGAUCCUGAUGCUAAAGGAUACUUUGACCUAUUAAUUAAGGUGUAUCCAGAAGGAAAAAUGAGUCAGCAUUUUGCGAGCUUAAAGCCAGGCGAUGUGGUUGAAGUUAAAGGGCCCAUUGAAAAGCUCAGAUAUAGUCCAAAUAUGAAGAAACACAUUGGCAUGAUUGCUGGUGGGACUGGAAUAACUCCAAUGCUUCAAAUAAUUGAAGCGAUUCUGAAGAAUCUUGACGACAACACUCAGGUGUCUCUUAUAUAUGCAAAUGUCUCUCCAGAUGAUAUACUGCUAAAGCAGAAGCUCGACAUUCUUGCUGCCAGCCGCCCAAAUUUAAAGAUAUUCUACACCGUUGACAAUCCGACCAAGAACUGGAAAGGAGGCGUCGGGUACGUAUCAAAAGACAUGGCAUUGAAGGGUUUGCCCGGUCCAAGUGAUGAUACCCUUAUCCUUGUGUGCGGUCCUCCUGGGAUGAUGCACCACAUAUCAGGUGACAAGGCCAAAGAUCGAUCACAAGGCGAGCUUAGAGGCCUACUCAAAGAUCUCGGAUAUACUGAGCAAAUGGUUUACAAAUUCUAACCAGUGAUGUUCCUGCACCGUGAGAUGCCCCUUGCUUCCCUAUUUUGAACCGAGAGUUUUGUACAAGAAUCUCUUCGCGUCAACGCUUUAUAAGGCCGGUAGAGCUCAAAUUCCCGAGGCGCUGAAUAAGUUUGAAGCAGUUGCAUUUUGUUCGAGGAUUUUUACUCAAAGCUCGGUGGUGGUGAUAAUAUUUCACUUCAUAACCUGUACGACUUUUUAUACGACUCAGUUAGGUGUGUUUGUUUUUUGAAAUUUUUUUAACUCCACUCCA